This is a messenger RNA of Tyto alba (common barn owl), 12267 nucleotides long. RefSeq names its product IKAROS family zinc finger 2 (gene IKZF2). Lineage: Eukaryota; Metazoa; Chordata; Aves; Strigiformes; Tytonidae. The coding region runs from base 308 to 1888 and encodes 526 amino acids. The transcript has 9 exons. Gene Ontology annotation, molecular function: DNA-binding transcription factor activity; RNA polymerase II cis-regulatory region sequence-specific DNA binding. The record is from RefSeq and is a predicted model, not a curated record. Gene Ontology annotation, biological process: regulation of transcription by RNA polymerase II.
UUUCUCGGGGUUUGACCAGCUGUCCCAGGCUAACCCUGCUCUCUGAAGAUGGAGGAAGUAAAAACAGGAUUACCCUUAGCUACAGCUCCACUGCCUUAGUUUCCAUAGCCAACUGCCGUGCACAAACACACCUCCACUAGGCAGAGAGAGCCGACACUAAUAAAAACACAAACAAAAGGGUGAUGGAAGUGAUUCACUGCCUGCGCGGCUGAGUAUGUGCCAUUCCUGAGCGAGUUUCCCCGCCGGCUCAUCCCCGGGGCUGCCCGGCUCCCCGGCUCCGCAUGCCCCACCUCACUGCACUUUGACUAUGGAAGCAGAGGCUGCUGAUGGAUAUAUAACAUGUGACAAUGAGCUUUCGCCCGAAAGGGAGCACUCCGGCAUGGCCAUUGACCUCACCUCCAGCACACCCAAUGGGCAGCAUACCUCCCCCAGUCACAUGGCAAGCACAAAUUCAGUAAAGCUAGAAAUGCAAAGUGAUGAGGAAUGUGACAGGAAGCCCCUGAGUCAGGAAGAUGAGAUCAGGGCUCACGAUGAAGGAAGCAGCCUGGAAGAGCCCCUCACUGAGACUAACGAGAUGGCGGAUAACAGAAAGAUCCAGGAGCUAUCGAGCGAGGGAGGAAUCCGGCUUCCGAAUGGUAAACUGAAAUGUGACGUCUGUGGCAUGGUUUGCAUUGGGCCCAAUGUGCUAAUGGUACAUAAAAGGAGCCACACUGGUGAACGCCCCUUCCACUGUAACCAAUGUGGAGCUUCUUUUACCCAGAAGGGGAACCUGCUGAGGCACAUCAAGUUGCACUCUGGGGAGAAACCGUUCAAAUGUCCCUUCUGCAGCUAUGCCUGCCGACGGAGGGACGCCCUCACAGGACACCUCAGGACGCACUCUGUGGGGAAGCCUCACAAGUGCAACUACUGCGGCCGGAGCUACAAGCAGCGCAGUUCGCUGGAGGAGCACAAGGAACGCUGCCACAACUAUCUGCAGAACGUCAGUAUGGAGGCUGCCGGGCAGGUCAUGAGUCACCAUGUACCUCCUAUGGAAGAUUGUAAGGAACAAGAGCCUGUGAUGGACAACAAUAUUUCUCUGGUGCCUUUUGAGAGACCUGCUGUUAUAGAGAAGCUGACAAGCAACAUGGGAAAGCGUAAAAGCUCCACCCCACAGAAGUUUGUGGGUGAAAAGCUCAUGAGAUUUGGCUAUCCAGAUAUCCCCUUUGAUAUGAACCUAACCUAUGAGAAGGAGGCUGAGCUGAUGCAGUCUCACAUGAUGGACCAAGCCAUCAACAAUGCAAUCACCUACCUUGGAGCUGAGGCACUUCACCCCCUGAUGCAGCACACACCAAGCACAAUUGCAGAGGUGUCCCCGGUCAUCAGCUCAGCUUACGCUCAGGUCUAUCAUCCGAACAGGAUAGAAAGGCCCAUUAGCAGGGAAACAGCUGACAGUCACGAGAACAACAUGGAUGGCCCGAUCUCCCUCAUCAGACCAAAGAGUCGAACCCAGGAUAGAGAGGGCUCCCCCAGCAAUAGCUGCCUGGAUUCUACUGACUCAGAGAGCAGCCACGAAGACCGCCAGUCCUACCAAGGAAACUCUGCCUUAAAUCCCAAGAGAAAGCCAAGCCCGGCUUAUAUGAAGGAGGACGCCAAGGCUUUGGAUGCCACAAAAGCUUCUAAGGGCUCUUUAAAGGAUAUCUACAAGGUCAUCAAUGGAGAAGGGGAGCAGAUUAGAGCUUUCAAGUGUGAGCACUGUCGCGUCCUUUUCCUGGACCAUGUCAUGUACACCAUCCACAUGGGCUGCCACGGCUACCGGGACCCGCUAGAGUGCAACAUCUGUGGCUACCGAAGCCAGGACCGCUAUGAGUUCUCGUCGCACAUAGUCCGAGGGGAGCACACAUUCCACUAGGCCUUCUCAUCCAAAGGGGACUCGUAUGAAGUAGAAGAACUGCACAUGAAGAAAUACUGCACUUACAAUCCCACUUUUUCCUCAGACAUUGAGACGCCUAUUUUGUUGUUGUUGCUGUUGUUGUUGUUGCUGUUGUUUAAUUAUUAUUAUUAACCUUAUUUUUUGUGGACCCAACCUCAUUUGCUCUGCCCAGCUUAAGAAUGGAAAGAAGGAAGGGAAGGGAUAAAACAGGGGAUUGUUGUUGCUGUCACUUUUUGGUGAGUGACCUGCCUCGCUUUCUGUGGGAAUUGAAAGGCAGUCCGUUUCUGUCUCAAUCAGCUGUACAUCAUGUCCUGUUUCGGGAUAUCGCUCAACCCUGCUAGGUGCUUUAAAGUCCCAAUGAGAUGCCACUCGUACAAUUUCAGAUGAAUAGGUAGAAACAUUUUGGAGGAGAGCCUUUGUCAAACGUGUAGAUACGGUGCAGGGUGUUGGUGGCUGAAGGAGGGGGGAACUUUAUUCUGCAGAAUGAACAAUUAUUUUUAAAGCAAAACUGUUAGGGGUUUAGGAGCACGAAUCAAAGUCGAUAUUACUUUCUAGGGUGAGCUGUUUUCCUGGGUUCAGUGUGUAUUGCCCCUCUAGAAUGUUUAAAAAAAAAAAAAGAAAAAAGAAAGAAAAAAAAAGAAAUGUAUGUCUUAACACUGUACCACAUUACAGCAGUUUAGUUUCAUAAGUCUGAGGGCCUUCUGUGGUAAGUCCGAGGCUUUGUAUUUUUAUUUUCCUUAACUUAUGAAGCACCUUUUUUAGAAUUGUUGAUUUGCUGUUACUCCAUGCCUAUGUGUUGACUCACUGGCUUCUUAGAGACCCUCGGGAGCCUUACUUACUUAGUUGCACCCUAUGUUUUAAGAAACAGCAUUUAGAAAUAACAUUUAAGCUUGCUUCUGGGACAGUAAGUAGCCUAGGAGUGGGUGAGAGAGUCUGUAGUUUACUCAAGAGGUUCUGCUGCUCAUCUGAAAUAAUUUUGUUUUAAAAUUACAGAUUUUAAAAUGACAAAAGUACUAGUAGCAAAGCAUUCUUUAAAUAUAGGUGUAUAUAGAGAUAUAUAAUUAUAUAAAUAAUUUCUCAUUCUAUUACCACAGUGUUAACCUCUUGGCAACAGCCUAAACUAAGACUUGCAGUUGGGAAAAUGCUAGGAUCCAGAUCCUUGGCCAGCAUUCAUCCUCUUGGCUCCAUUGAAUUUGGUGGAACUACCCCAACUACUUCAGCUACAUCACAAUCCGAGCCUUGACCAUUUUUUCUCCUUUUGACAUCUUAACUAAUUUUGACAACUUGCUAAUUCAUGGAACCAGUGACUUGCUUUUGGUUUUAAGUCAUCAAUUCUGCUUUAAUUUAGGGGUGGAAGUGUUUGCAGGUUUUGCUAGAUAGCCUUUGCUCUGGGAGAGCACAGAAGCCCUGCAAAUGAACAGAUCACAUAUGACCUUCCUUACUUCUUCAGAAAGUGAUACAUGGAGAUGCAGGUGCUGUGCUUUGAUUUGGUUUUGCAGAUGUAAUUUUUAUUCCCAAUUUAUUGAUUUUAUUCUAGGGAAAACAAAUGGAGAAAGAAACUCCAGAGCAAGUCCUUGAAUUACAGACUGGACAAGGGAAAAAAAAACACCACCAAUCUGUUUUGUUUCCUUUCUUUCUCUCCCAAUAAAAAACAAAGCCAGCAACCACCCAGCAAGUUGCAGGUUACAUCAGUAAAAACUAGGCUUAAACCUACAUGACAGAUUGCCAUUGAAACCCAACUGUUUGUACCAAUCACAAUUGAAAUGUUGUUGUUUGGCAACAAGAGCACAGCUUGAGAAUGGAAAGAUCUGCAUGGGUUUAACCCCCUCUGUGCACACGGUCUCCAUGCGCUUGGUGAGACCUUUUCCAAAGUAUAAAGUUACUAAAGUAUAAAAGAGAGAGCAAGAUCAGGCCAUAAUGAAUUCCCAUCUGCUCACUUCAAUCUGCGUACUCGAUGCAUAUGCCAGUUUGCUGUUCGUUUUGAGGGUACUGGGUUUUUUUUUCUUCUUCUCUUCCUAGACCUGGAGCAUUUGAAAGUAGGAGCUGAGUGGUAUUGAUUGAAAUCUUUUUAUGGUGACAUUCUUGGCAGCUAGAACCUGUGUUUAGAAAGGAUACAGUAGAUCAUGGCCAGAUUACCUGAUGACUGCUUCCCAGCACUGAAAUGCUAUUAAGUAGGAGCUGGUAAAGUCUUGCAGUAGCCUAUUAAUUAUAAUACAAUAUGGAGAGAAAUGUCAUCUUGUGUAAUGUGAGACCUAUCAAGGCUGGGAAUAUACAGGCUUUGGAGAGACAGAUUUAAAGACCUAUUCCCAACAUUGUUCUUAAUGUUGUUGGGUUUCUCCCUCCUCCUUCUUUCUUUGUCCUAAUGUAGAGGAAACUCAGGCAAAUGAACUGCUGCCAUCCUCCAGACCAUUCUCAUUUUCUUGUGCUUGGUGCAAUCAAAGGACUUUGUGCAGGAAUAAAACAAGGAGAUGCUGGAGGGCAUCACUUCUAUUCCAUACGGCUGCUUCUCUGCCGCUAUGAAGGUUGGCUUAGGAAGCGGCCAGCCAUGUUCUGCAUCAGGAUGUGCUUGCAAAUUCAGAAAAGAGGGGUUGCUUUUACAGCAUGCCACCAAAAAAAAAAAAAAAAAAAAAGUGGUUGUGAUAUCUGCUGAGACAGGAAAGAUCUUUCAAGAACAAUAUGCAAAGGGAAAGAUGCUGGCCCUGAAGGUCACUAGGCUUACAUGGGCCUCCAGAAAGACAUGUGCCUGAACCAGAGAAAAGGGCUGCUGGCAAUCCCUUUUCAGUCUCUGGGGGACAACACUACGUAUUCCCUUCUGUGGUCAGUGGAAAGAAAGUGGGCUACGGUUUCUUGGAAUAGGUAGCACUAGGGAAAAAGUGUUAAAAAAUUCUGCCCGUGUUUGGGAAAGCACCAGAAUACGGGAAAGGCAGAGAAUCUCUUGUGUAUCCACAAAUAAGUUAGCUGCAAUUAUAUCUGCAGUUCGUUAGUGUGCACUUUCCUUCACUGAUGAUUCAUUGAUACCUCCUGUAGUGUAUAUUCCGUAGAUGUUUAGAAGAUCAGAUGGGGAGGCUCAGCGGUUUAGUAGCUGGCUUCAGUUAAGCCCAACUUCUUGUUCCAAUGGUAGCUUGCAUGAUCUGUACUGAAGCACUGCCCUGUCCCGGUAUCACAGGCACAGAGAACUGGGGAGGCAGUGGGGAGACCGUCUGGUUUAGUUAUGUCUCAAAACCCACAUGUUUUGGAGAGUAAGAAGCCAGAGGGGUUGCAUUAAUUUUUGUUAUCAAUGUCCUUUUCAGAACACUCACUGAAGUUUUUCAUCCUAGAGCUAGAGGAAGGAGAAAGAUUAAAUUCUUGUUCAAAUUUUGAACAAAGUUUUGGACUAGCAUUUAUUGUAGCCUUCACUUCCUACUGAAAAAAAUUGGAGGGUUUUAGAUAAAGCAAUUUGCCCCUACACGGAAGUGUGCAUUAUGGGGCCUCAGAGAUCUUUUUUUUUUUUUCCCCCUUGCUUGCUCUCUGCAGAUUUCUAAGAAAAGCUCUUGAGUUUUGUCAAGUCCAUUAGUCAUUCACAGUGUACUAGGAAUUUCAGGAGAUAAUCCUUGGCCUGCGGAUCCAUUUGUUCUAAGUAUUUAGUGUUGGAAAUCAAACCUGGCUGAUUUUUAUUGGACUCUCUUGAAAUUCUUGGAAUCAGGUUUCCAGUUAAAAACAUGCAUUUGCAAAUUUAGAAUUGGCUUCCUGUGAGCAUUCCCCAUUUUAAUUAAAAAAAAAAAAAAAAAAAGCCAUUGCUGCACACAUCCCUGCCAGUAAACCCUUUUGCUUCUUUUUACAUCAAAAAUGGCAAGAUUCUGACUCAAUUUAAGGUAUUGCAAGCCUAUUAAUUGAACUAGAAGUGUGACUGCUUAUUCUGCUCUUGGUAUGAUCCAUAUUCUUGGAGCAAAGGGCAUUAUCUAUAUAUCUGCUGUUAUGGCCAAUGAAUUUUACAGCCACCUCUCUUUGCAAUCAUUUAGGAGUGCACACCAAAAUAUAUAGCAUUUUUCAGUAAAGCUAGCUCUUUACUCAGUAACUUAUGGGAUUAAAACAAUUUUAUUCUCCUUAAAAAGUGCUUCCAUCUAUGAUGUGGUGUGAAAGGUAUCUAGGCAUUAACCUCUAUUGGUCUGUAUUAGAGAGAAAGAACCUAAAUGUGUUAAUUGGCCUGAUUUUUUAAUGGUAGUGGUUUCUACAAUGUGAGGACAGAGCUCACAAAAUAGCCAUGUGGAACUAAAGUAUAUUUGGUAAACAGUGAAGAAAUUCUCGAUUUUAAGAGUUCCCAAAUUUCUUUCUGUUUACAAGGGCAUUCCUAAAUUGGGGCUGUCAGAUAUAAAAGGAGACCACGAAUUAAACCAAACCCUUCAAAACUGGCCUUUAAUAUAGGACAUUACUACUGUUGUCUAGGUGCAGAGCUAGCUUUUUCAUAUUUGAAAGAAGCCAGACAACAGACGUUCCUUCUUCCAGAAAGAAACUUUGGUGAUAAUUUAGGGAAAGGUGCUUAUUUCAGUCAAGGACAAGAGCCCCAGUAAUAUAGUUUCUUCGCUACAUAAUACUCCUUUCCUUAACUCUUCGCUGUGCAUUAUUAAUGUAAUGAGGAGGGAGGAGGGAGGCUGCACUGAUACCUGAGUCGCCUAAACUCAGCAUGGGAUUUUAGGGAAAGUGUGACAAAAUUGGCUUUGAUGUUAGAAAUUUGCAUCUUAGCUUGGCUUAGUAUCAUUUAAAAACAAAAAUGGAUGGCAGUAAUGGCCUGCAGUCUAGGGCAGCUGGAGAUUUUGAGAAAGUAUAUUUAUAUAUAUGGUAUUGUAUAAUUAGAUAUAUGCUUUAUUGUAUAUGUGCCUUUUUCAAAUGCAUUUUGGAAGCUCGUGGUGUCGUUCAUGAUAUCCUACCAUACCCUUUCAGAAUGCACGACAAAAAACAACCCAAAGUAAACAUCCCUUCUCCUAUGGCGUAGUGAGGCAGAUCCCUCUUCCCUUCUGCACCCUCCUCAGCAGCUUGACCGGGAGAGAGGGCCAUCUUGAUCCUUUGCUGUGAGAUUUCCUGGAGCCAGCUGGCUUUUUAGGAGCAGGAAGGGCUGAAAAUUGCCCUAGCAAAGGGCAUUCCAGCUCUCCAGCCAGAGCUGGUCUCAGAGCUGGUCCCAACCAACACAGCGUCCCCAGAGCGACACUGAGACUCGCUGCAAAAGCCCCCGGGUGCCCGUUGCCCUGCAGCGUGCCAGGGCAGCGCGCUCCUGUUUCUCCCCCUCCAGAGCUUUAAGUAAAGCAACUCUCGAAAGUGGAUUUUGCUGUGCUUUUAAGUUCCCGCUUAGGAACAGGAGCAGACUUUAAAGCAUCUGCCGCUUGCUUCAACCUGGAAGAAGAAAUCCAGCAAGAACAAAAGUCCUUUGGAAAUGGUUUGCAAGUUUGACUGCCGUGCUGCUGCCGCCCUAAUAACUGACAGAGAGAUGAGAGAAGCCCACCUGUAGAAGAUGUUGUGGGGGUUUAUUAGCUGGAACACUUUGCUGAAAAGCGCCAUGUUUCUUUUGGUACUUUCCUGGCUGGUUGGUGACCUAGUUUCAGAUCUAGUUAUUUACCCUGCACGGACGGGCGCAGCAUCUAAGCGUGCCGGCCUGGGCAGGGAGGGGACUAGGCCAGCGUGCUUUCGAUCAGACCCCGAGCCCAGCUCCUCGGCACCUCUCCGCUGGCUUCAGGGCCCACAGCAGUCACAGAGAGUAUGUGGAAGGAGGAAUUAGGUAGGAAAGAGGUAGAAUUUGUUUCAUAGUAAAUAUAUUCCCUUUUACCCCAUUAAGAGUUGUCCAGAAGUGGAGGUCAAGGAGAACGUCACUCUAAUUUACCCUCCUACAGCCAUGCCUGGGAGUGAUUUCUGUCCUUCUCCUCCACUGAGGCUCUGAAGUGAACAGAGGACAGUCAGGAGGAGGUGGUGCGCUGACGUUUUGCCAUGCUGCACGCUUAACAGGCCAAGACAACAAUAAAACUGGUAUCUGUUUAAGUCACCUAGGUGUUCAGUUGAUCAUGCAGACAGGCAUUCCCGGUUCCUCUUUGCUUCUGGCCUUUGGGAAGGUGGUUAUCAGUGUGCUCGUGUGGAUCCUCAUCUGGGAGGAUAACUGCCCAUGCUCUCUCCUUCGGUAAAAACUUUUCCUUUACAUACAAAUCAGGGGACCUAAUGGAUAGAAAUGACCAUUUCAACAAAGACUUACAUUGCUGUGGUAAAACCUAAUGUUAUUUAUACAGUUACAAAAAAAAAAUACUGUUAUGUAUUUGCUAGCAGUAUGUGAAGUAUUUUAACAGAGUGAAUGAUGGCGAAGUUAAUUGGAUCAUGUCUUGAGAGGGGCUCGCAUGAUGUGGAUGGACUCUGUUGGGAGAAAGGGAGAGGCUUGGCCCGAAGCUUGGGCAGAUGCUUCCUUCCUGCAGCAGGUGUUGAUUUAGGCGACUGCACUGCAGCCCAAGAAAACAUUUGAGCACGCGAUUAGCCUGCUGCCGUCCCUUCGAUUAGAUCUGGAAGCGCACAGGAGCUUCGCAGUUCGCCGUGUGCUUAAUAAUUACCAUUAUUAGUGAGAUCGGGGCCUUGCUUGCUAAGUGGUGGGGCGCAGCAGCUCUGGUUAGGCCUCAGUCACCAGCUCCCAGUUGGCGGGGCUCUGUGGGGAAGGUUCGCUUACAUUUGUGUAGUAGCCUUAAUCCCUCGCGCUCAGCGGUACGUGAAUACCGGUAGCCUCUCGUCUGUAUUAUCAAUCACAGAUGAAAUACAGACGCCUCCCGCAAGGCACGGUGGAGAGCACGACUCCGUUAUUGGCACAACGAGGCCAGUUUGCAGUAAAUUGGGCCAUUUAGUUUUACCUCAAGUGACAUCGAAUAAGAAAAGCUUCUUGAAGGGUAGAGGUCACUGAAUCCCCUACUAUGCACUUACUGGGAUUUGACAUUGCUUACUGGAAAUGGAUGUUCGUUCCUGAACACACUGUAACAAGGGAAGGACUUUUUGGUUAUUUUUGUAGUCGCUCAGAUUCUGAAACUGUGAUCAAUUAUUUGACGAAUUGUCAAGUGUCCUCAGAGCUUGAACAUAUUCACUUCCUCUGCCAUGUAGCAGUCUCCUCUGGCUUUCAGUGGUUUUCUCUUUCUUUCUCCCCCUUUUCCUUCUCUGAGCUUUAAGUCUGGGCCUGCUCAUAUCUCCUGUAGCUUUGGGCUGUCUAAGGGUUCUGGGGUUUGUUUUUUGUUUGGGUUUUUUUGGGGGGGGUUUUUUUGUUCAUUGGCUGUACAGUCUGUUUACAUAUUUUUGUACUCAAGCGUAGUUUUAUAUUAAAAACAGGAAAAAGAAAAAAAGAUAGUUGAUUUGAGGAAAAAAAAAAUAUUGAGGUACAUAUUCUUUGUAACACUUUAAAGAUCUAGGGUACCUUCCGAGAUGAUUCCACAGUGAUGUAAUUACUGUAUAUUUGCCUUCCUUUUUAGUUGGUUUUAUUUUCUGGUUGUAUUUUUUUUUUUUUCCUAAAAUGUAUAUCUUUCUAUGAGAAACUGGAAACUUUUAAUGCAAAUGUUUAGAAAGACUUAAAAUUGUAAAGUAAAAAAAGUCAUAUAAUUUUUUUUUUCCUGCUGGAAGAAAAUGCUUUAAAAAAAGUUUUACUACUGUUGUAUUCCAGGGUGGGGGUUACCAACCCCAGAUUUGUUUCUUAUGCUUUGUUCUUGGAUCCUGCUUUCUAAACAUGCUUAUUGCAGAAAUGGAUGAUUUGCUUAUAUUAGUUUAAAAAAAAAAAAAAUUCACCAACAAAACCACCUUUUUGGGUUAUUUUUCUGUUCAAGUGCAAUACUUUCCCUGACGUCUUAUUAAUGUACAAUGAUUUCUUUUUUCUUUCCUCAGUCUACACAAAUCAGUGAAACAAAAUGCUCUGUCUUAAAUACAUUCAAAGAUAAGGUUCAACUAACUACGUGAAUUAAGAUUGUGACUGACAAAAGGUGAGAAACUAAAUUAAGGUGAAAGCCCAUACCUUAACUCCUGUUUUUAUUUGACAUUGAAACAUAUCCAGUGUAUGAAUUAAGGACAUACCUGUUCUUGCCUCUUCCUUCAUUUUCUUUUAUAAUUGCAGCUUUCUUUUUAAGUAAAGCACUUAAUAUUGAUGUUUAUUAAAAAUAACAAAAAAAAAAAAAAAAAAAGCUCUUUUGGUCUGAUCCAAAACCCACUCAGUGGAGACUCUUGUUGACUUUGAUGAUGGAUUUUGGAUUAGGCCUAAUGUCUUAGCUAGGGCAAAACUGCCAUUUACUCUAAUGGGAGAGAUUUGCCUGCAUAAGAAUUACAGGACUCGUGUCCUUUAUCUACCUGAGAGACCAGAAAAGCUUCUUUAGACUUGUCCUUGUCUUAUAUAAGUUUAGAUGGGACUUGUUUUACAUAUCAUACAUAUUUAUAUAUAGUGUAUUUUUAAUGCCUUUUUUUUUCCCCCAGUAGACUGAAGCCGCUGUUCUGUAAAUAUGUAUUUAGGUACGUAAUAAAAAAAAAAAAAAUCCCGUUGAGAUUUCUUUGAAAGGCAGUUACUGCGCAUGCACAGUAGCCACUUUUGUCUUUUAAAUUUGUAUUUAAGAUGUUUCUUUUUAAAAUAACAAAGGUGAGGAGACUGUAUCCUGUUCUGAUUGAUUGCCAAAUUAUUUCCCAGACUCUUGCGUUUGAGUUCAAAAAGAAAAAUGCAUUUGGUGGGCGACUGUUGCAGUUGCCCACAGGUUCAUGCUCCUUGGGCCAAAUUCUGGUAACCUCACGUAGGUUGUUCAGGUCCUCCCCCAAACAGGGACCGCACUGAAGCAGUGGGAUCACAGCAAAGCACGCACCAUUUUGUGCAUGUAAUUUCAGGCUAUCAGGUCUGACCUCUUUGUCACGGCAUCUUCCCUGCCUCAUACAGAGUUGCACUCUGCCCACUUUAGUGCUGUUUUCCUGAAGCAAGCCGGGUGAGUAAUCUGGCAAAUGACCACUUUUCUCCCAGGUUACAAACUUUUAGUUCUGUGACAGAUGUUCUGAGCUCAAAUCUUUCAAAAUAAAAAAAAAUAAAAAAAAAUAAAAUAAAAAAAUAAAACCAAACAAAAACAACAGAGAAAUCAGAGUUUAUUCCAAAAGCCAGUGAAGACACUGGGAAUUGUCCCAUUGCUCUACGUGGUCAUUGGAACAUGCUCUUACAAAAGGAGUUCAGAAAUGAUCACUAUGACAGUGGUGCAUGUGAGCAACCCUAAUGUAAACCUGUAUCCCCCUGCUAAAAACGUUUUGCCGCUAUAGACUGAACUAUGGGACUUAUUUUUUUUCCUUCUUAGUAUACAUGCAUACAUAUGGUUCCACAUCUGUAUGUGUGUACUCUGUACAUGUGUGAGUGUUGUACAGCCAUGUGAGAGUGUGAGUCUGUAUGUGUGUAUAAAUAAAAGAAGCUGCAGAAACUUUGUAAUACUUUGUGAAAAGGAUUAUAUUAUAAAGGUUUGUACUGUCUUGAGUGCACAGCUACUGGAAUAAAUGUAGGGAAUCUCAGGAACAAGCAUAUAAUUUGUCCAAGAAUUAUUUCUUCUCAGAAGUGUAAGUGCAGUUUUUAAUUCUGUAUAUUAUUUAAUAUUUUACCAAUAAAAAUAAACUUCUGACACGAAAGGGGUUUCCAUUCAAGCUUUCUGGAAACAUUGGUGUAUACAUACAGUUUUCUUUCUUGCAGCAGGAAACACGCAUGGGAAUUUGGCACUUCAAAUGAAUUGCAUUUCUACCUGAUAACAAAUCCUGUUAAUUAACUAGAGAGACUAAAUGCGUUAUGAGUUGGGGUUAUGAGUAUGGAUUAUGAGACUGGCGAAUUGGGCACAGAUCCACUUUUAAUAUUCAUUGAAGCUAAUGACAUUCCCUUCAUCAGCUUCAGCAUGAGCUAGAGAAGUAUUCCCCCUAAGGUCCUACUACGUAAAAUGGUGGCAUUGGUCACCUGCCAGUUGGUCUACCAUGUUUUUGAAAUGAGUUAGUGGCCCAAGGUCCAACUUUUUCUAGAAAACACUCAGACCACGUAAACAAUUCUUUUGAACGCCUUCCCUCAGCAUGGGUUUUUGGCUGAGUUCCCCUCUGCUGUAUCCAGAGGUGAUCUUCUCAGUAGGGAUUUAUUGGGUAGUUCAUAGCACUUAACUUGUUCUUUCUUUCGUAAUGCAGCUAUCAAUCUGGUAGCAUUCACAGUACAAACUUCAGAAUAAAAGGAAAAUCUCAUGAAGCCUUGUAAGUUGUUUGUUGUUUGUUUUAAGAAUCUCUUGUAAAGUCUUGGUUAAAGAUUAACCAGCCUCUCCCCAUACUAAAAGUGUUCAUCAUUGACAUGAGAACGGAAACUCCUUAAGAUAUCAUCUGAAUAAAACUUAAUCUUCCUUUAA